AGAGGUUCUCCAGGAAAACUUUAUCUACCCUUCUCUAUUCUCUCUAAAUAUUUCUGACUCUCGAAGCACUCCAGGAUCAAACGUUUGAUUUGUGUCGCAUUGAUUUUUUGUGACAGUUAAAGAGGAACGGAGCAGUAAAUGAGUUGAGCUCGAGACACAGCAUCCUCUCCGUCAGGUUGAGCUCACUGCCCUUCAGACGGGAGGUUUUCUGCGGCUCUGCACUGGAGUUUCACGGACACAUUUUCUUCUUGGAAGUACACACAAUAGACUGAGAAUUUAUUCAUAUAUUUAAUCGAUCAGAGUCGAGGACAGGAAAUUAAUAUUUCUCACACAACGCCGUUACGCAUGGUGGGAAUUUCUACUUCUUUUCAGUAUCGCAGUGAGAAGCGCUCCACCAUGCCCGACUCACCUGCUGAUGUGAAAACACAGUCCAGGUUAACUCCGCCCACCAUGCCUCCUCCCCCCACAACGCAGGGAGCUCCCCGGACAAGCUCCUUCACCCCUACUGCAUUAACCAACGGCACCAGUCACUCUCCCACUGCGCUUAACGGAGCUCCAUCUCCGCCCAAUGGCUUCAGCAACGGGCCUUCGUCUUCAUCUUCCUCCUCGCUGGCCAAUCAGCAGCUCCCACCAGCCUGCGGCGCGAGGCAACUCAGCAAGCUUAAACGUUUCCUUACGACGCUGCAACAGUUUGGCAAUGACAUCUCACCCGAGAUAGGAGAGCGAGUGCGGACGCUGGUGUUGGGCCUUGUGAACUCCACUUUAACCAUUGAGGAAUUCCACUCCAAACUGCAAGAAGCGACCAACUUCCCACUCCGACCUUUUGUCAUCCCGUUUCUGAAGGCCAACCUGCCACUACUACAGAGGGAGCUGGUGCACUGUGCACGGCUGGCCAAGCAGAACCCAGCUCAAUAUCUCGCCCAACACGAGCAGCUUCUGCUGGACACCAGCACCACCUCACCUGUUGACUCAUCUGAACUUCUGAUGGAUGUGAAUGAGAACGGCAAGAGGAGGACGCCUGACAGAACCAAAGAGAACGGCUUUGAGCGGGAGCCUCUCCACCCCGAGCACCCCAGCAAAAGGCCCUGCACUAUCAGCCCUGGGCAGCGCUUCAGUCCCUCCAACGGGCUCUCCUACCAGCCCAACGGCCUGCCUCACCCCACACCGCCCCCUCCGCAGCACUACCGCCUGGAUGACAUGGCCAUCGCACACCACUACAGAGACUCUUACCGCCACCCCAACCACCGUGAGAUCCGUGACCGGCCUCGACCUCUGGGGAUGCACGGCAGUACACGGCAAGAGGAAGUCAUAGAUCACAGACUCACAGACAGAGAAUGGGCAGAAGAGUGGAAGCACCUUGACCAUGUAAGAAAACUCCUGAACUGCAUCAUGGAUAUGGUGGAGAAGACACGUCGCUCCCUGACAGUUUUGCGGAGGUGUCAGGAGGCAGACAGGGAGGAGCUCAACUACUGGAUCCGUCGUUACAGCGAUGCUGAAGACCUGAAGAAGACCAGCAGCUCCAGCAGCAGUCAGUCCAGACAGCAGAGCCCCGCCAGUCAAGAAAGCAACAAUUUAGACAUUCACAGGGAGCUUCUUCACAGGCCUGUAUCUGGAUACGUACCCGAAGAGAUCUGGAAGAAAGCUGAAGAAGCUGUGAAUGAGGUGAAGAGGCAGGCCAUGUCCGAACUGCAGAAAGCCGUGUCGGAGGCGGAGCGCAAGGCCCAUGAGAUGAUCAGCACCGAGCGAGCCAAGAUGGAGCGCACGGUGGCCGAGGCCAAAAGGCAGGCGGCGGAGGACGCGCUGUCAGUCAUCAACCAGCAGGAGGAUUCGAGUGAGAGCUGCUGGAAUUGUGGACGCAAAGCGAGCGAGACCUGCAGCGGCUGCAACACAGCGCGAUACUGCGGUUCCUUCUGCCAGCACAAGGACUGGGAAAAGCACCACCACGUAUGCGGUCAGACCCUGCAGGCACAGCAGCAAGGAGAGGCCCCCGCCACCGUCAGCUCCUCAGCCACCCCCAGCAGCGGGGCCGGCAGCCCCGCCGACACGCCCUCCGCCGCCACCCCGCGCUCUGCCACGCCCGGCACGCCCUCCGCCAUAGAGACCACGCCCCGCUAAAGUCUGAGCGAAACUGACUCUGAUGUCUCAGCCUGCCGGGGACUGACUCACCUGCCUCACUCGCUCAAAUAUGCUAACGCUAGCACGCUAACAAAGAGAGAAAAGACUAUUCUUAGGGCGAUCACCUACAGGAGGUCCAUUUCAGGUCAUAUUGACUUGCCAUGAUAGAGAACGCAAAGAUAUUCUUUGUUUUAAAUUCUCCUCGUUCUUUAUUGUUACUACAUUUAUUAUCAAUUCUUGUCGGUGAUGUCGUUUAUUGUUGUUGUGGCUCUCGUAUACGUUCAUGUAAAUAAGAUGAGAAAAUAGACAGCUGGGACCUCCCUUUUUUCUUUCUUUACGUUCUCAAAGCUCUCUAUCCAGUAGCUGGGAAACUAUUUGACCUCAUUCAAAGACACUUUAAACAAAGAAAAACCAAGGAGAUACUUCAUAUUUGAUGUAAGCGAUUCGAAAACAAACAGCAUUGAGGAAUAAACACGCCACGCAUGGCAUCUGCGUCGUACGUGGUGGAGUAAACGUUGGACGGCGUUUCCGGCUCACUAGCUGAACUCCGCAGAUGUGCAGCAGGAACGCAGAUGUUCAUCCCUCUUCUGCAAGAUCAUAUCCAGGUCAAUGGUCUGAGAAAUAUAAAAAGCUGGAAUGUGAGGGCGAACCAGAUCAGAUUCUUGCUGGAUGUCGAACACCACACAGCGUAAUGAACGAUGCGCUCUUGCACUCCAAACAGGAAGUGAAGUCAUCAGCCCACCAGAGCAGGACUGUCACGUCCUCACUACAUGACAGCCGCCGGAGAAACAAAGGGCUGAGAAAUUACCCAUAAAUCACGGCCCGAUCCCGUCCUGCCUAUCUCUAACUCUUCCAUCAAUCCUUGUUUUUGCUUCUUCUAGAUCUCAUUGUGUUAAACACUCGUGUCCUGUGCCGUCUCCGAUGGUUAUUUAUUGUACAUGUGCUGGACAAUUGUGACGACGCAUAAUAGUUUAAACCACAGUCACAACUUUUCGAUUCACCUUUCUAGGCUUCUAGGUGCGAAACAUCUUUUCUCUUGUUUUCUCUCUCGCAAGCUGCUUUUCUAUUCGUGUGUGUUCGUGGUAGUCCCCUUGUAGUUCUCUUAAAAGAAGACGAACGCUUUUCCCGUUGUCCUCGAAAGACAAACGCUAUCUCAGUGCUGCUACUUCAGUAUCAUUCGAAUCUUUUUUCUGAGAUCUAGCAUGUUACAUGGAAUGCUAACAUAAAUGUUUUUGUACAUGGGACGUACAUAAAUGUAUUUGCACUGUCACGAUUUCUCUUGGCAUGCUUCUUUUGGCAGUUUUUCCCGUCACUUCACGGUUUAUCUUUGGAGUGCUUGGUUACAUAUCUGUGAUUUUGAUUUAUUUCUUGUUAAAAAAACAAAAGAAAAACGACAAAACAGAGGUAUCGCAAUCUGCUUUCACUGACAUUUUUUUCCUAACAUAAUGGCAACGUUCGCUUUGAAUAGGACAGCGCAUGCACAUGCAUACUGAACGCUAUGGUAUAUGUUGUUUUGUUUUAUACAAAAAUGAAAAAAUGCACAAAAAAACACACUAACUUUCCAAAUGCAGAGGUAAACAGACAGCUUUAACACUGCAGAGCACCAGGAUACACAGUAUUAACAUGGAAGACAGCCAAAGACAGACAUGAAGGACCAAAACCUGAUUUUAUCCAAACAAACAACAAAUAUUCACUCUUUUAUUGAAGCAUUAAGCAGGUUUUAAAUACCAUCCGAAAACCUUUAAUUCUCCCCGUCCGGUUCAGCUCGCAUGGGAGAAGAAGCCACACAAAACCAUGUAGCAGUUCUUGAGGCAAGAGGGUUCACGUACGUCCGAGACGGUCUGAAUGAUUGAGCAAUAAUCCAAAAGUCGACAACAAUUUCAUCUUUGAUGUUUUCCCUUCCGUGACUCUUCGCGAAAAGGCGACGCACUCGAAAUAGCCCGGCCGAAGCUGUUCGCAUUCAUAAACGACGCAUGCAACCAAACGUUCAAGUGUUUCAGCUCAUGAUAUAAAGCCAUGUUAGAUAGAAACAGUUUGUUUCUAAAACUAAACAAACAAGACAAAACCUCCAAAAUGGCUUGAGAGGAAGCGAGGACUAUAUAAGCACUUCGACAGCUCUCGCCCCAAAACCAUGGUGCUAAACGCUGCCUAUUUGACCUCUCGGGAGGAGACUCCUGCUAUACAGUACAUGCUAUGGUUAAAUAAUCCAAAAAGUAAGGUGUAAGACACCUGUCCGAAACUUCACAAAAGCUGCGUAUUUGAGAAAAACGUAUAUAUAUAGUGAAGUGAUCAGGGGCGACCUGAAUAAAAAAAUAAGCACGGGCAAAGCGGACGCCUCCUUCUCCUUCCCACGCUAGUACGUCUGUUUUGCUACGACCUUUUUCCUCGGUGGCAAAAAGUCUCACUCUACCUCUGACAGCAUGUUAGGAGCACCAGUCGCCGAGCGGACGCUGGUCUAGUCAAACCAAAUGGGCACUUGAGAACAAGACUUAAACCCAAAGGUAAAGCUCAUACAGCUGUAAACCAUAUCACUACUUGGUAACAAUGCAGACCUCAUGAGAAAAAAACGUAAGAUGAAUAGAAUACGUAAGAUAAAAAUAACAAAAAAAACUUUUUUUACGUUCCUUACGUCGUACAGAUCGCUUUGAGUUUGUAAAUACGGCAACUCAAAGUAAAAAAGAUGACUCCAUUUGAUAUACACUUUAAGAUGAGAAAUGUGAUAAUCGCCCUCCUUUUCACCUGCACCCCCCCUCUUCCCGUUUCUGUCCUCUGUUGUGAGACACGCUAUAGGCCGCUCGUAGGUUCAUGUUUAUGGGAGUUCACGCAGUGAACAAUCUUCGCUUGCCGGUGCGUGAGGUGUUUUCAACUUUAGGUUAAAAAGGGACGGUGGAAACACAAAGUGAAGUGGUGGGUGGGUUCAGGGAUGGGCAGUCGUAGGGUUCUUGGAAAUCUUUAUUGUGAAAAAAACUCAUGAAAGUCGUUGUGCAAUACUUAACGGAAACAUGAACCACAGGUGAAGGUGGACUGGGAGGCUGCGGUCUCUCGGUAUACUCUUGGGUUUUUGAGUCUACUGUGUCAGAACUGUGGUUUCUUGUUGAAUCUGUUUUCUUUAUUUUAUUCUCUCAUUUUGGGGGGCUGUAGUAAAUGGUCUGUCAGUCUGUGAAUCUUUGCAGUAUGAUUCUGGUAUUGUUGUACUCUUUACUGUGUAAUAAAUAUGUUCAUACCUG
This is a messenger RNA of Misgurnus anguillicaudatus (oriental weatherfish), 5342 nucleotides long. RefSeq names its product RUNX1 partner transcriptional co-repressor 1 (gene runx1t1). Gene Ontology annotation, biological process: negative regulation of DNA-templated transcription; DNA-templated transcription. The record is from RefSeq and is a predicted model, not a curated record. Gene Ontology annotation, cellular component: nucleus. NCBI's taxonomy places the organism in Eukaryota, Metazoa, Chordata, Actinopteri, Cypriniformes, Cobitidae. Gene Ontology annotation, molecular function: transcription corepressor activity.